Molecule: messenger RNA, 3091 nt
Organism: Oryctolagus cuniculus (rabbit)
Lineage: Eukaryota; Metazoa; Chordata; Mammalia; Lagomorpha; Leporidae
Gene: PADI3
Product: peptidyl arginine deiminase 3
Cellular component (GO): cytoplasm; nucleus
Molecular function (GO): protein-arginine deiminase activity; calcium ion binding
Source: RefSeq, a predicted model, not a curated record
GGGCAUGGGGCAGUGCUGGGUUUGGUGGCCAAAGCCUAGUGUGCAGCCAGCAUGUCGCUGCAGAGGAUCGUGCGUGUGUCCCUGGAGCACCCCACCAGCGCCGUGUGCGUGGCCGGCGUGGAGACUCUCGUGGACAUCUACGGGUCGGUUCCCGAGGGCACAGAGACGUUCGAGGUGUACGGGACCCCCGGUGUGGACAUCUACAUCUCUCCCAGCGUGGAGAGGAGCCGGGAGCGCGCGGACACCGGGCGCUGGCACUUUGACGAGGGGCUGGAGAUCAUCGUGGUCAUGAAUUCCCCCAGCAACGACAUCAAUGACAGUCAUGUCCAGAUCUCCUACCACUCCAGCCACGAGCCUCGGCCCCUGGCCUACGCGGUGCUCUACCUCACCUGCGUGGACAUCUCUCUGGAUUGCGACCUGAACUGUGAGGGCAGGCAGGACGGGAACUUCGUGGACAAGCGGCAGUGGGUCUGGGGGCCCAGUGGACAUGGGGCCAUCCUGCUGGUGAACUGUGACCGCGACGACCUGAGCUGCGAUGUCCGGGACAACUCUGACCAGCACGUGCGCUGCCUGGAAGACCUGGAAGACAUGUCCGUGAUGGUCCUGCGGACCCAGGGCCCUGCGGCUCUCUUUGAUGACCACAAGCUUGUCCUGCACACCUCCAGCUCGGACGCUGAGCGGGCCCGGGUCUUCCACCUCUGUGGUCCUGAAGACUCCUGCAAGGCCUACAGGUGCGUGCUGGGCCAGGACAAGGUGUCAUACGAGGUGCGGCGCUUCCACGGGGACGAGGAGCGCUUCUUCGUGGAGGGCCUCUGCUUCCCCGACGCCGGCUUCCCGGGGCUGCUCUCCUUCCACGUCACCCUGCUGGACGACUCCAACGAGGACUUCUCCCAGUCCCCCAUCUUCACCGACACCGUGGUGUUCCGCGUGGCCCCGUGGAUCAUGACGCCCAGCACCCAGCCGCCCCUGGAGGUGUACGUGUGCCGGGUGGGGAACAACACGUGCUUUGUGGAGGCGGUGGCUGAGCUGGCCCAGAAAGCCGGCUGCAAGCUGACCAUCUGCCCGCAGGCCGAGAACCGCAAUGACCGCUGGAUCCAGGACGAGAUGGAGCUGGGCUACGUGGAGGCGCCGCACAAGACCUUCCCCGUGGUCUUCGACUCGCCGCGGAACGGGGAGCUGCAGGACUUCCCUUACAAGAGGAUCCUGGGUCCCGAUUUUGGCUACGUGACUCGGGAGCCCCGAGACAGGUCAGUGAGCGGCCUGGACUCCUUCGGGAACCUGGAGGUCAGCCCCCCGGUGGUGGCCAACGGGAAAGAGUACCCCCUGGGGCGGAUCCUCAUCGGGGGCAACCUGCCUGGGUCGAGCGGCCGCAGGGUCACGCAGGUGGUGCGGAACUUCCUGCACGCGCAGAAGGUGCAGCCGCCGCUGGAGCUCUUUGUGGACUGGCUGGCUGUGGGCCACGUGGACGAGUUUCUGAGCUUCGUCCCCGCCCCCGAUGGCAAGGGCUUCCGGAUGCUCCUGGCCAGCCCAAGCACCUGCUUCAAACUCUUCCAGGAAAAGCGCAAGUGGGGCCACGGCAGGGCCCUCCUGUUCGAGGGGGUCAUCGGCGACAGGCGGGUCAAGACCAUCUCCAUAAACCAGGUCCUCUCCAAUGACAACCUCAUCAGCUUCAACAAGUUUGUGCAGAGCUGCAUCGACUGGAACCGCGAGGUGCUGAAGCGGGAGCUGGGCCUGGCCGAGCGUGACAUCAUCGACAUCCCGCAGCUCUUCAAGCCCGAGAAGAAAAAGGCCGUGGCCUUCUUCCCUGACCUGGUGAACCUGCUGGUGCUGGGCAAGCACCUGGGCAUCCCCAAGCCCUUCGGCCCCAUCAUCAACGGCCGCUGCUGCCUGGAGGAGAAGGUGCGGUCCCUGCUGGAGCCGCUGGGCCUGCGCUGCACCUUCAUCGACGACUUCACCCCGUACCACAUGCUGCACGGCGAGGUGCACUGCGGCACCAACGUGCGCCGACAGCCCUUGGCCUUCAAGUGGUGGCGCAUGGAGCCCUGAGCCCACCCCUGGGGCUGACGGACACGGAGGCAGGCUCCCGGACGGCACGCAUCGAGAGACCCCCACCCUGCACCCACACAGCCCCGUGUGGGACGCGCAGGGCCGUCCUCGCUCAGAACCCCCUUCCCCAGAAGUGGCCGUGCCUCGCCUGCCUCCCAUCUGGUUCUCAGACCCCCAGCGCCCCUGACCUCCCCAUAAAAAGGACCUCGUGUCUGUGGCCUCUCCCGUGGCUCCACGUGACCCACGGGGACUCCCCAGACACCCCCGCCCCCACUGGCAAGUCCUCCAUGUGGGGACACGCUCAACUUUGGGGUCAGAGGGCAUCCAUCCGUGCAUCUCCCCAGCCAUGCUGGCCUGUGGGUCCUGACAGGCAGCACCACGACCCCGCUGUGGUGUGAUUGCCCCCUGCUCUGCAGGGGAGGGACCUCGAAGCGAGAUCGCUGCACACGGACAGGAGCGCGCCUGCCUAACGCUGCCCCACAGGAAAGGACCUGGGGGUCCAUUAGGUCCACGUGCGGCCGCGGUUCCCACGGCCAAGCUCCUGACUGAUGCUGAGCCCCGCACCCCCACCUGCACCUGGCACGAGCCUUCCGCAGACACGUGACCCAGGCCGGCAGUCACCGCUCAGCCUGACAGACGCCCCCCGUCUCUGACCUGCAGAAGCCAGCUUGGAGCUCCUUGGAGCUGGAGGGGCGAGGGGAGUUUUUGGAGACUGGGGGGGGGGCUGUGGACGAGGGGGGAAAGCAUCUUCCAUAAGGUGCGGGGUGCGGGGCGGGCCCGGGGAGCAGGGCCAGGGAGGCUGCAGUGGCCGUGGUGCCUGCCUGUGCGGGACCUGGUCCGGGGCCCUCUGAAGAGCUCUGCCCCAUGGGAGAGGGGGCCCGGAGGGGCCCAUGAAACAGCACAGAUCUGGGAAGAGCCACUCUGCGUGCAGGGGAGAGGGGAGCCGGGAGGGGGCUGGUUCUCUCGAGCUGUGUGUCCGCCCCUCGUGGUUCUGUGAGGGUCCGGCUGCGUUUCCAUUGACGGCGAAUAAAUCGACAGCACCAAG